CGUAUCUCCUUUCUCGGUUUCUUCUUCUACGUUGAGGCCGACUUGGAGGGAAGUCGUGAAGGAGGAAUAUAAAAAAUAGGAGGAGAGCUGAAACAGCAACGACCCACAGAAAGCUGCCUCAGGAGCAGUGAAGUGUCUUCAUGGCAGUUCGUCGAGGACACAAUAAGUACAUGAAAGCCCACCUGGCCGACCUGCAGGAGGUGUUUGACAUGUCGAACGGUUACGAAGACCACAUGGGAGGGGACGAGGGGAAGGACGCCAAGACCAACCUGAUAGUGAACUACCUGCCCCAGAGCAUGACGCAGGACGAGCUGCGGAGCCUUUUCAGCAGCAUCGGGGAGGUGGAGUCUGCCAAGCUGGUACGAGACAAAGUCGCAGGCCACAGUUUAGGGUACGGAUUUGUUAACUAUCUUAACCCUAGUGAUGCAGACAGAGCUAUCAGUACUCUGAAUGGACUAAGGCUACAGUCCAAAACUAUCAAGGUUUCAUAUGCACGGCCCAGCUCGGACACAAUAAAGGAUGCCAACCUGUAUAUCAGCGGCCUGCCCAAGUCCAUGACCCAGAAGGAUGUUGAGGACAUGUUUUCACGUUAUGGUCACAUUAUUAAUUCCCGUGUACUUGUUGAUCAGGGUACAGGUACGACAGGUGAAUGGCUUCCUUGCUUUUUUUACAAAAAAAAAAACAAAAACAAAGAAAAAAGAAUUCGCACAUACAUGAGCCAACAGAGCACACCCGUGUUCCUCGGUGGUUACGCUGAUCCGAUACAGAGCAGGCGGUCACCGUCUUCUCUCUCGUCCUUAGGUGUGUCCCGCGGGGUGGCUUUCAUCCGCUACGACAAGCGCGCCGAGGCAGAGGAGGCGGUGAAAAACCUGAACGGCCAGAAGCCGCCGGGAGCCGCUGAGCCGAUCACGGUUAAGUUCGCCGCCAACCCGAACCAAGUGAAGAACACGCAGCUCAUCUCGCAGCUCUAUCACAACCAGUCGCGGCGCUUCGGAGGACCCCUGCACCACCAGGCUCAACGGUUUAGGUUUUCUCCCAUGGGCGUCGAUCACAUGAGCAGCAUGGGAAGCGUCAGCGUCCCCGGGAGCUCCACCUCCGGCUGGUGCAUCUUCGUCUACAACCUGGGCCAGGACGCCGACGAGAGCAUCCUGUGGCAGAUGUUCGGCCCCUUCGGCGCCGUCACCAACGUCAAGGUGAUCCGAGACUUCAACACCAACAAGUGCAAGGGCUUCGGGUUCGUUACCAUGACGAACUACGAGGAGGCGGCCAUGGCGAUCGCCAGCCUCAACGGCUACCGGCUGGGAGACAAGAUACUGCAAGUGUCCUUUAAGACCAGCAAGGGCCACAAGUAGAGAGAAAGCGGGACAAUCGGGUGUAGAAGAGAGCGGGAAGUAACUGUUGCCAGGGUUUUGUUGCAGAAAGUUUAAAAAAAAAAAAAAAGUUCUGGCACACCAAUUUUGAAUUUUAGCAUAUUCAGAAUUAAACGCGAGGUUCACGCUUCUGCACCUUUGUCUAAAAGAGUAUUAGUUUCCCCCCCUCAUUGUUAUACUCUUGUGUGGGGCUUGAAGAAACUCGGUUUAAAAACAUUUUUUGGAGUCGAUGGAGAAGUCAAAAUCCCAACUUUCUCCGCAAGAUUUUGAAAACGAUCACAAAAGCUAAAAAAAAAUUUACAGUCUGUAUGUGUUGCAUGUUUAACUGUGGGGACUAGUCAGAGGAAAACAAAUGGUUCUUAGCAGUGCACUGAGAAUACAGAGCACAAGAGUAGCCCUACAAGUUGUUCUCCCAGCGUCGACAUUUUAGUGGAUAAUUUAUUGUGUAAAGAGUGGGAAGAACAAUGUGGUCGCUUCAUUUUGGCAAAGCCUAUUCUCUGUCCCAGGUCCUCGUCAUGAGUAGAAAUAGAUGCCUUAAAUUAUCAUCCGGCGGACGCAGAUCCUUUCAAUACCACUCGAGUCAAUCUAAGAGCAAAGCACUUUUAACCAAUCUGUUUUAGGUUGCUAUAAAUAUCAGUCUUUUCAAUGUUAAUUUGUGACUUCUGCUCAGCCUCCGACAAUGUUUAACAAACGCUACGAGCUCCGGAGGGAUUUCUUUUUGUUGUUCUUUUUCUUUUUUUUAUCGUUAUCCCUGUGUAAAGUGUCUUUUUUUUUUUUUUUUUUUUUUUUUUUUAUUAUUAUUAACUUGUAUUUCAGGUGAGUCCUGUUAAAAAUAUAUAUACCCUGGUCAGUGAGUAAGGAUUUAAGAUGGACCAAAGGCAGGGAGAGAUUUCAUCCGAUAAACCCAGUUAUUUUUUUCUUUUCUUUCGGAGAACAUUUUAACUAGGUAAAUUUACACCUUUUUUUUUUUUUUUUUUGGUUUUUGAAGAGGUACUGAAGUUAUAUCUAAUGCUGACUGAGAGCAUGGUGACUUUGGCAGUUUGCCAGUUGUUUUCUUUCUUUUUGAUUUCAUUUUUAUUUUAUUUGUUUCUUGUAGAGGCGUAGAAAAUUCCUUUUCUUUUCAGUAUAAUUUACAAACUUGUUUUAAGAAGUGAUUAUCUCAAGUUUGGAGAGAAGUUAAUGGCCUUUGAUAUUGAUUUCAGUUUAUUUGCUUUCCUUUUUUUGUUUCUUUUGUUUUGGUUGUUUCACUUUUGAACAUAAACCAUUAAAUUUAAUUUCGUUUUGCUGAACGUUUUGUUUGGUUUGUUUCUUUUCCUUUUCUUAAAUUUUACAUUUUAAUUUGAGUUUUGUUCUGUUACUAUUUUAAUUUGAUUUCUACGAGUAGGAAAUCUGCUGCAGUGCCGAUAAAAGGCAAAAACGUGUCUCCGUCGGAGGCUUUUGAAAGACUAAAAAUGGACCAACGUAGGCUGAGAUGGGAGGGGAGUUGAGCAUCAAGGAGACAUUUCUAUAAAACGUUUUAUUUCUGAGACGGCUGAAAACACUUAAAGCCACCAGAGAGCAACAAAAUCAAGUAUUAGCUGUGACAUCUCGUUCCGGUGUGCUCCUAGGGCGACGUACGUGUCAACUGUCAGCAGCUUUUUUCCGCCCAUAUAGUUCUCUUUAAGCCACAUUUAUUGCGCGUCAAUGUUUUAUAUUUUCACGUAUGACCAAUGACUAUACACUUACAAAUUUAAGCUUUUAGACCCACUACUCCCACUACUCUGAUCUUUGAGGACACACACACACACACUUCGGUAGAAAACAUCUCUGGCAACAUAUCACAACUCAUUUAUCUAUAUUGUGAUGACUGAGAUCCUGCUUUGUUGUCUAAGGUGGAGCAUUGGUACUGUAAUUGAUAAUAUAUAUAUAUAGUUGAACAGAGGUGAGAACAGGAGUUUUUUUGUUUUUUUUGGGGAGGGGGGGUGGACAGGAAUGACUUCUUUUUUUAUUUUCAUUCAUCGUUUACGCCCCCCGCUUCGUUACAUGCUUCCCGUUACUACAGAUUUUGGUCUUAAAAGUGCAUUUCAGUUUCCGUGUUUUAUAUUUUUGUGUCACAAUCCUUAACCUUGUGCAAUAUUUCACAACCUGCUCAAAGCAGGCAGUAGAAAAUGUCAUCUUUUUAUAUAUAUGUAUACACAUGUGUGUGUGUGUAUAUAUAUGUAUAUUGCUUUUUUUUCUACUGACAUAUGUUACUGCUUUGUUGUUGUUUUUUUUUCCUCAGCAGUCCAGUUGAAGUUGCAUGAAAAGAUGCAAGUGUUUUAAGGGCAGUCGGAAGAAACUGCAUUCCGCCUUAAUUUAUAAGUGGGAACGGUGUAUUUGUACAUCAGAGGAGGCACAGGUAUUAUUUAUUUGACAGUGUAUGCGCUCAUACUUGAUUCUUAUUGGAGUGUUUUUAAUGGUUAUUGAAUUGUUUUCUUGGUUCUGAACACUAAGCUGAAGUCCAUUAAAUGUCUUCUAACGUUGGAUCAUUUCAAUAAAAACAUGGUGGCUUUUCAGAAGUUCAAAAAGUUCAA
Molecule: messenger RNA, 3922 nt
Organism: Mugil cephalus (flathead mullet)
Lineage: Eukaryota; Metazoa; Chordata; Actinopteri; Mugiliformes; Mugilidae
Gene: elavl1a
Product: ELAV like RNA binding protein 1a
Exons: 6
Coding region: 141-1352 (403 amino acids)
Cellular component (GO): ribonucleoprotein complex
Molecular function (GO): RNA binding
Source: RefSeq, a predicted model, not a curated record